Pseudo-nitzschia multistriata is the source of this 1588-nucleotide messenger RNA. NCBI's taxonomy places the organism in Eukaryota, Bacillariophyta, Bacillariophyceae, Bacillariales, Bacillariaceae. The record is from the annotation of a GenBank genome assembly.
CACAUACUGUAUUGCAAACUUAUUCACAACGUUUCUUUUCAUUCAAGAUAUCUCAACAAAAUGGCAGAAGAAACAAWAAAUGAAGAAGUCGCGAAGACCGACGAAACGACCAAGACGGAGGAAGCGAAAGUAAAUGAGCCCGAUGCUACUGUAGCAGACGAAGACGUCAAGGCUGUCGCAGGGGUGAAAGAACGCUUGAAGUUUUUUUUCUCUGACGCUAACGUUCGCCAGGAUGUCUUUAUUCGGAAACUUUUGAUGUCUUCCGAUGAGAAAUCUGUUCCAGUUGACGCUUUGCUUCGCUUUAACACAAUCAAGAAACAUACCGAGAAAUCCUMCGUGAUAAUCCAAGCGGCAAAGGAAUUAGCCGACGUGUUGGUGGUAGAUGAGGACAAAAUGACCAUUGCUAGAGUGGUUCCCUUCACCAAGGAAAUGAUGAAUGGAAAUAUACCUAAAUCGCUUUACAUCCAGAAUUUGCCCAUUGACGAAUCAAAACGUUACGAUGUCAAAGUAGAUGAAAUUCGAGCUCUAUUUGGAAAGUACGGUGACGUAGCGAUGGUAAAGCUAAAGUUUCACAGUGGUCCCAAAAAUAGAAAUCAUGGUCACUAUGGCCCAAGUGGUUCCAAAAAUCGAAAUAUUCCRAUUGGGGCAGCAAUGGUUGAGUUUCACACGCAAAAAGAUCUUGAAAAGGCUGCAGAAGCCACUUUAACUACCAAGGGCGGAGAAAAGGUGACACCGAAAGAUAAAAUUACUCUUGCUCAAUCGGAUACACGAAAAGAAGCUAUCGAUCUCGAAGUAACUCGAUUGUCCGAAUACGUAGAAAUGCGUAAGGAAGAAAAAUCAAAACGAGAAACGAAGAAACGAUCUGCACCCGAAUCAAAACCAGAGGAGGAAAAAGAAACUCCGAAGUUCGUGUUUGACUGGGAACCCGGGUGCGUUAUCAAAGUUCGUGGUUUGCCGACAGCGUGCGAUCGUGAAGCAAUGCUAGCUGUCGUUGGAAAAGCUCUGGAUAUUUCUCCCGAUGAUGUCAAGGCCAAAAAUAUCUACGUUGACUACUCACGUGGGCAAACAGACGGAGCCAUUCGUUUCCCAGAGAAAUCUGAUAGUGUGGCAGUCGUUGCCAAAAAAUUGAAGGAUGCGGAACUGAUGAUUUUGGACGCCAAAGUAGAAGAUGCCUCAAUCCUAGAAGGAGACGAAGAAAAGAAGUACUGGGACGAUUUCAUCGCAUUCAAAACCAAGCAAAUGAUCCGGCGUGCCGAAGAGAAGCAGCGAGGAAAUAAGAAACAAAAGACUAGACAAUAAAUCGUGAACAUUGAAGAGCAACAAAGAAUCAAAGAUUUGAGAAUAUGGGAUUUGCAAAAAAAAACAUGAGAACGUGUUUGCGCAGCACUGUUGCUGAGAAAUAUGCUUUUGAAAAGUCAAAUACAGUAAUAUCUCGCGAUUCUUCAUAGUUUUAAUACUAUAAUGAUAUCUGCACUACUGUACAUCAUUGUUUCUAGCUGCGAGUAUUAUUAAUGACUGCCUUUGUGCUGAUCUUUUUCAGAUGUCUAGUUUACUGUUUCCAAAUCACUAGUAAAACACAAAAGUUCAG